AUGGAAUCCUGCAAUAAUCUCACACACCGAGUCUACUCGUUCAUCGAAAGACACAGGUUUAACCUCGAGGUUAAAAAGGCGAACAAAGCGUACGAGAAGCGAGCCCUACCCAGGAAGCUCGGCUACGGACGAUGCGAACGCGGACCGGAUGAUGACACGGUUCCAUAUCUCUACAACCUUAAAUCCAGAAGUAUUAGACAAAUUAGGAAGCAGUGGACUAUCGAUACAUCUCUGAAAGCAUUCAAGUUGGCCGACUAUCUCAAAAGGAUCUGGGAGCCUCCUCAGAAAAUCUACGACGAAAAGGUCGCAAUGAAAUACAAAGUCGACCUGCUUCUGCGGAGCGCUACAACUAUCACCAAAAGGGACACGGAGUGCGAGAACCUUGCGGCCAUAAAGAAGGUUCAAAUCACCGAGAAGCGGAAGAUGAGUAUGCCAUUCAUGAGCAACGACAACGAACUUCUGCUCGACGGACAGGUCGACAAUGUGGUCUUUGCUGGAGAUGAAGGAGAUCUCGAUGCUACUUUGAUUGUCUUCCGAGCAACGAAGCCAGGACGCACUCAAGCCUGGACUUUGCUCAAGCUAAUGGCAACAAUCCACCAUGCUCGAAAGCUCACCGGAAAGGUCUCUGAAAUCUACGGUAUCGCCACGGACAGCAGCGAAUGGGUCUUUGCCCACAUCAACAACAAAAGCCAGUACUCACUGUGGUUCCUGUCAUGGAAAUACGAUGCCCCAGAUGUUGUCGCCCACGUCUUGCGGAUCAUCGAUUAUUCUAUUACUCGUGCCGAGGCCGUACUUAGGGCUCCCCUCAACCUACCUACUACCGGCCGACUAACGGGGUGUAAAAUCUGCGACCCCAAGGAACUGAUUUAUUCGCCUAUGGAGGAAUCUGAAGAGGAAGAAUUGGAUUAG
Molecule: messenger RNA, 909 nt
Organism: Aspergillus puulaauensis
Lineage: Eukaryota; Fungi; Ascomycota; Eurotiomycetes; Eurotiales; Aspergillaceae
Exons: 4
Coding region: 1-909 (302 amino acids)
Source: RefSeq, a predicted model, not a curated record